Molecule: messenger RNA, 3030 nt
Organism: Caenorhabditis remanei
Lineage: Eukaryota; Metazoa; Nematoda; Chromadorea; Rhabditida; Rhabditidae
Exons: 5
Coding region: 1-3030 (1009 amino acids)
Biological process (GO): mitotic spindle assembly checkpoint signaling; protein phosphorylation; meiotic sister chromatid cohesion, centromeric
Molecular function (GO): protein kinase activity; ATP binding
Source: RefSeq, a predicted model, not a curated record
AUGUCAGAUUUCGACCAUGCAUUCGCGCAAUUGCAGCACAAUCCAACGCCAGAGCAAUUGGAGGUUUUUACCUCACAAGUGGAAACGCUAUCAAAAAUGCUGAAAUUCGACCAAAUGAAGCGAAAACUGCAGGAUUGUCUCUCAUCAAUCCUCCGAGAGCAGCGAUUCGACGGGAUUCGGCUCAGCGAGCACAUGCUGCGCCUCUAUAAACUUCUCGGCUCGUACAGUCGGAGUCUCGGAGGACGUGGUGUCUACGAGCAACUCUAUCGGAAAGCCCACUUCAAUGAAAGUCUGAAAUUCUAUCUGCAAUGGGCGGAGCAAUGUGCGAAGGAGCGAGUUUUAGAGCCGUUCAAGGAGGUUCUCCAGAAGGCGAGAGAUUCUCUAUCUGCCACAAUGUCAAUGUCUUCUAUCGAAUCGGGAUUCCGAGAUCUUGUCGACGAGUUUUUCGAUGGAAAACAGAGCGAUCUGUUCUUUAGUCCAGAUGAUACUAUGGAUUUGUUCAGAGAUCAUUCUGUGUUGAAGCCUGGGAGAAGAAACAAGAGACGAUCGUCCGUAUGCUUCCUUCGCGCGGUUGCACCGAUCAAUAACGAUAAGGAGCCGCUUUUUGGACGUGGAACCAAAACCCUCAUACGCUCCGAGUUCGUCGACACGCCCGCCGUCUACGGUGUCUCCAUCGAGGAGUUCCGUCUCGCCAACUACAAAGACACAUUCGGAGAAGAUGUCGAGCAUCAACAACGUCGUGAUUCAGGCAUUGUUCAUAUGAAACCAGUGUCCGAUGAGGCCCGCAAAGCUCGUGACGUCGUCGACGCUCGAAUGGCCUCGAAUCUCAACUCUCGACGUCGUCCACUUCCAGCUCUAGUCGAAGGAAACGCCGAUGAGGAGGAGGAGAAGAGAAGUCGCUUCAACUCUCCAGUGAUUCCCACUAGAGACGCCCAUCGGCCACCACUUCGUGCCAAGUCGGAGGUUCAGAGGACGUCGGAGACGAUCACAUUGUCGUCAGAUACGAAAUCGGUGAAGGAGAACAGCUACAAUGAGUUGGAUGAUAGUGUGGAGAAUGAGAAAUUGAGAGUUAUGGCCGCUGGAAGAGAGAAUACACGUCCAGAUCGUUCCAGCAAUUACUCCACGACAACGUCAUCUAUUAGAACCGCGAAAAGUGGCGGAGGACUAGAUUUGCAAGCUGAAAAUAAUUGUCUGGAAGCGCAUGCAAUGUUCUCGGAGACGCUGCAUUUGGGCGCCACUGAGAAGACUAUUCCAGUCGUGGCCGCUACUCAAAUCUACACAGAUUUCUCUGUACUCUGUGAUCCUGAUCCGACAAUGACACUGGAUCGUCCUCCACCGCCUGGAAAGAAGACGUCCGGAGGGUUGAAUGUGGUGUUCGAUGAGCAAGCGCCGGCUCCAGAGGAGCAAGUAGAGGAGGAGCAAGUAGAGGAGGAGGAGAAGGAGGAGACGAAGAUCUCAGAGCUGAAACCAAUGAUUCGGGAGAAAAUGAUCACCAAGUUAAAGGAGGAGGACGAGUCGAGAAGCACACUUCAGACGCCGCCGACGUACUCGUCGUCGCUCGAUGAAGAUGACGUCUUCUCCGAUGAGCUCGUCCACGGAUUCGGGAGAAAAACACGUGGCGGAAUCGUCACGUCGACACCGGCUGCUGGAAUUCCAUUUAUUGAUAUUGACUCGUAUUUUGGGAAUAAAUCGGAUGAAAACGCACGGCAAGUGGAGGAACCGGCGCCGCAGCCGACUUUCGCGGUCCCGCAAGGAAGCGCGUUCAAUAAAAUGCUCCGCCGAAAGUCACAAGCACCACCUGCGUUGACUCCAGCUCCACCACCACCAGCUCCAGUGCUAAAAGCGGAGCCAAACUCCUCGAUCGACUGUCUCUCUGACAACCUGGGACGUCGUCUUUCGAUCGGCGCCGAGGAGAUCAAAGCACUCGACGACACCGCCGAAAUGACGGGUUGCAUCCAACGUCGUCGUAGUGAAAUCAUCCGAAAAGGAGAUAUCAAUCCAUGGGACGAAUCGCUCCGUCGCAAACUAAUGGCAACCGUCCGUAGCCCGGUGAACAUGCACGAAUUCCAGGAGCGCGCCGCGAAAAUUCAAGCGAAUCGCGACUACGAAGUGGGCGGAGAGACGCUUCACAUUCAGACGGUCAUCGGACAAGGUGGCUACGCGAAAGUGUACAAAGCGGUCAACGAGGAGCGGAAGACGGUUGCGGUGAAGUUCGAAGUGCCCUCGUGCUCGUGGGAAGUCUACAUUUGUGAUCAGAUGAGGAAUCGAUUGAUCAAAGAAGGCGACGAGCGUCGUGUGAAAAUGGCGGAUUGGUGUAUUAUGCAAGUGAUGGAUGCAUAUGUAUUCUCCACGGCGUCCCUUCUCGUCAACGAAUACCAUGAAUACGGGAAUCUGUUGGAGUGUAUGAACCAUAUGAAAGACCCGAAUUGGCACAUCUCCGCGUUCCUUGUCGCACAGAUUGCGCGGAUUCUGAAGGAGGUGCACGAUUGUAAGAUUAUUCAUGGAGAUGUCAAGCCCGACAAUUUUAUGAUUACUAGAAAAAUCGACUCGAACUGGGAUCGCGAGGCGCUCAUGUCAUCCGACACGUUCGUCAUCAAACUCAUCGAUUGGGGGCGUGCCAUCGACAUGAUGCAACUCAAGGAUCAGAAAUUCAAAGGGCGCGCCGGUACCGACGGAUUCGACUCGCCCGAAAUGAUUGACGGACGCUCGUGGACGUACCAAGCGGAUUUCUACGGAUUCGCCGUCUCGAUGGCUGUCCUCUGCUCACCGAAAUACCCGAAACUCACCGGCUCGAUCGGAGCGUACUCGCUGAGCUGUGACAUCAAACGACGCAACGUACUCCGUGACACUGUCAACGAGAUUGCGACAAAGUUGGUGAAUAUUCCGUCGUGCGAUGAGUUGCCCGAUUGGAAUGAGAUUAUCGCCAAGUUUUCCGACUUUUGGGAGGAGAAUUUCGACGCGUCGGCGUGGAGACAAGCGGUUGCGAAGUUCAACGAUGCGUGCGACAUCGCCGCUGCCAAUAACAAAUAA